Symbiodinium sp. CCMP2456 is the source of this 1533-nucleotide messenger RNA. NCBI's taxonomy places the organism in Eukaryota, Dinophyceae, Suessiales, Symbiodiniaceae. The record is from the annotation of a GenBank genome assembly.
AUGUGGCAGCUGAAGGCGCUCAUCCGUUUGGUCUUUCCUGCAGUCCUAGCUGGCCUUCUGACACUGCAGGGCUGUGAGGAGCUGCAGCAUGUCAAGAAGGAAGCGGAGUCGGUGUUUGAUGGAAGCAACGAAACCAAGCGACGCUUCAAGAGUUCCGGCAGGCCUGGGAAUCAGACAGACCGCGAACGCCCCACGCAUGCCCCGGUGGCGAAACGGUCCAGGAGCGUGCAAGAGUCCUCCAUCCCACUAUCUGCCGUCUCUUGGUCGGGAGGUCAGCGGUUGCUGAUGGCAGUUUCACCCGUGUCCUCGAGCGGGGAGCUGUUGCCAGCGCAGAAGCUGGUCGUCGACACGGGUUCAUCGACGCUUGCGUUUUGUCAGAGCAGCUUUCUCCAAGAGGCUGCUUUUGAGUCCACGGACUACAUCUCUUGCAAUCAGUACAACCCAGGAGGUGAUCCGACAGGGUAUUGGGGCCCCUUCGUUCAGGGAGACGUCCUGGCUGGCAACAUGACUUUCCAGAAGGCCUCGUACAGCAUUAUGGCUUUUCAGGAGAAUAUGCCCUGUAAAGACGGCAUUCAAGGAAUCUUCGGCAUUGCUUUCCGUCAGUUGGAUGUUGCUUAUCCUGCGGGUACGACGCUGCCCAACUGGUACGCCGGCGGCAAGGCUUCGUGCCCAGAGGCAGCCGGUGUGGUGCCACCUCCGAUGAUCCAACAGCUUCGAUCGGAAGGUGGGGUGGAGAAGCUUGGUAUCUACUGGUCCGGGCAGGUGGGAGAGAACCAGGGCCGACUGUACCUUGAUGAAGCGGCCGUGACAAACGAGCACUACGACAAGUCGUCAGUUCUCGGCCCGGCUGCGCUGGGAGAGAUCGGUUGGUACGACAUCACGGUGCAGAAGAUUCAGUUAGGUGGCCAGGAGUUCGCCAACUUUGACUGCGAUCCGAACACGCCCGGCAAGCAGUGCAUCAUGGACACAGGAACCCCUGCGCUUGUGCUUCCGCCUGAUGUCUUCGAGGCCGCUGCCGCGCUGAUCGACUUCGGACAGCCUGCAAGCUUAACCUUCUAUUUGCCUGGCGCCUCCGGAGAGAAGGACGUUCCGGUGAGCUUCGACCUGAUCGCCCUGAACAACAUGGCGGCCCUGUCAAAAGGUGGGGUUGGGACCAACAUCAUCCUUGGGCUUCCUCUCUGGGCCUUCUACUACACCGUCUUCGACAUCACGGAUCAGUCCGUCUCCCUCUUCCCAAAGAAGCAGCAGACGCAGCCGACCAUCCGACCCCAGAGCCCCAUGGAGCCCACGGAGCCCACGGAGCCCACGGAGCCCACGCCCCAAAGCCCGCAGCAGGUACCCUGGCCCUUCGGGCCCUUCACGGGCCCCUCUCCUUGGGCCCCGAUCCCGGGGCACCAGCCGGGAAGCUGGCCUGCACCGGUGGGAGGCUCUUGGCCUCAGCCUUCCGAUCCUUGGGAACCUUUCGGCUUCGAGAGAAAGCCUGCGAAACAGGGAGAGGGGCGUCGGAUGGGAGAGCUGCCAGUGCAUGUCUGA